UGCAGACCGUAGGUGGAUUGGAUAAUCUUCGGUGCAGACCAUACGAACAAUGGAUGAUUAUAUUUUGUGCGGUAUUUUGGGAUUCCGCAUAACUUGUACGAUAAACUAAAAAAUCAGUAUCCUUUUCCAAAUAUUUGUGUUUUUUCAAUAUUUGGACUACGCUAAAAAAUAGCUUAUUUGACAAGAUAAUUUCGUUAGCGAGCCCUGUAUACAGUGAAGACAUUGAAGAAAGUGAUCUUCUUGGCCCAGGAUAAUGGAUGUGCAAGGAGAGAAUCAGAAAGACGCUAAGCGCAGUGCCGAUGAUGCAGAGGUGUCCGAGCCCAAGAGGCAGCACACACUGUCUGCUGAGCUGCCCUCUGCCGACAGCAGCGAGGUCACGAAGAAGGCACAGCCUCAUUCUCGCUGGGACGUGCCACCUGGCGAAGGUGGUGAAAAACCACCGCCCGAGAAGUCAUUGAUCGAGGAAACCGAGUAUGGGAAGUUCUUGAUCUUGGAAUUAUGGGGGGACAACCAUAAAACCAUCUUGAAGAGGUCGUUGCAGGUGUGCGACCUUCACUAUGACAUUAUUGUAAAGCAAUUGAAUGAAGACUCAAAGUGGAAAGCUACGUUGUUUAUCAAGGACAAACCAGUAGCACAUGGUGAGGGUGUGAAGCCUAAGAAAGCUAAACAGGCAGCAAUCAUGAACGCAGUGGAGAAACUGAAGGAGACUUGCUACACUUUAAAGGAGAGGCAGCGGGAGGUGACGGGGAUCGUCGUGACCAAGGCCCUGCUGCAGGAGCUGGCUCAGCUGCCCCACGGAGACGCGGGCAGCGCCCUCGAGCGCCUGCUGGGGCGGCCGGACCUGCGGCAGUGCGACAUGCAGGGGGCGGGGCCCGGCUCCAAGAGGGGCAAGCCCAUCAAGGUCAUGUCCACGAUCGAGUUCCGCCAGGUGGCCGAGCGCCUGCUGCAGGAGUACAUCGCCCUGGACACCUGGGACGACCUGGUGCUCAGCAACGAGUUCGUGGACGAAGAGAAGCAGAUCCUGCGCGAGUAUGCUGAGAAAAUGGAUUUGAAGAAUAAAGUGUUCUACAGGUCCAAGAAGAUCAAAUACAUGACUAUUUUAAAGAAGGUGUCGUUUUGGAACAAGGCCAACAGGAUCAUGUCCGGGUGGGUGAGCUCGAGGUUCGAGUUGAUCCCGCCUCACGUUGCGAACUAGUCGUGGCCAGCGGCUGCGGUUCUUGCUGCAGAGCCGGCCGUCUUCCUUGCCAGCCCGCAGACCGCGGUAGCGUGCAGAGUUUGCUGACCCCCCAGUCUGUCGAGACUACGGCUGGACAGCCAUCUGGCUAGCCAUUACAACAGUUUUCACAAUUGCUCUGUGUAUAUGUGAGAGGGUUAGUGUGGUGCAAACUCUGCUUUUUUUUCCCUUGGGAUUCAUGAAACAUUUUACAUUUGACUCCCGAAUUUACGACCCCGGGGAAUAAAUACCCUCUCGAAGUAAGGGAUCGUCCAUUAAUCAUAAUCA
Molecule: messenger RNA, 1501 nt
Organism: Bacillus rossius redtenbacheri
Lineage: Eukaryota; Metazoa; Arthropoda; Insecta; Phasmatodea; Bacillidae
Exons: 6
Coding region: 254-1195 (313 amino acids)
Source: RefSeq, a predicted model, not a curated record